CACAUGACUGGAUUUCCAGGAAGGUGAUUAGUGAUGCGCGGGUGUUGGAGGCUCCAGACGUAGUAACAAGGUGCCAAGAUGACCGCCGUGGCCCCCGUUGAGCACAGCACAGUACCUAGGGAGCUACAAUUUAAGGUCCUCGUUAUUGGAGAGUUUGGCGUCGGUAAGACAGCUGUGAUUCGACGCUACACAGAAGGUCACUUCAGUCCAUACUACAAGCUGACUAUUGGAGUGGAUUUUGCAGUUAAAACCUUGGACUGGGAUGCUAAAACUAAAGUCACCGUCCAGCUUUGGGACAUUGCUGGACAUGAGAGAUUUGGCCACAUGACUCGCGUAUACUACAAAUAUGCAGUAGCAGCUAUUGUUGUGUUUGAUCUCUCAAGACCCCCAACAUUUGAUGCAGUUCUCAAGUGGGUCAGUGAUAUUCGUGAAAAGGUGACUCUGGGAGAUGGCCGACCUCUUCCAGUGCUUCUGUUGGCCAACAAGUGUGACAUAGAUACAAUCAGCAUACAACCUGAGGUCAUCUCCAACUUCUGCAAGCAAUAUCAUAUUGAUGCAUGGUUCCUCACAUCAGCCAAAGAAGAUAUUAAUAUAGGUGAUGCUAUGAAGUGGCUUGUUGGUCGCAUUUUGGAAGUAAGAUCAAACUCCCAAACCACAAUACCUGUGAUCCGAACUCUGGCUCCUGAAGAUCCACCAGAGAAGCCAACAACAUACUGUUGCAGAUGAGGAAUUAAAGUGCUACUAUUUUGGUGAAGCUGCACAGGUGAAAAGAACCUGAUGUUCCCAGUGGCAUUCUGGGCCCCUCAUUUGGGUGUUUUUAAUUGCCAGUCAUUGUUGAAAGCAUUAGCAGUGUAUCCAGGGAAGUGUUAGCCUUCAUCUGGAAGUUUCAGCUGAGCUGGUGAGGAGAAAUCUUGGUCUAUGGAGAUUGAAAGAUUGGGCAGCUGACUUUUAUUAUUAGUAGUGGAGAUUGAGUUCAGGAAGCUUCCUGAUUACCUUUAUUUAUUCUCUAGUUUAUAUGAUUCAUUAAGGAAAUGCAGUACAUUGUAUGUGUUUUGGUGUAUUGUACACACUAGUCAAUAAUGACAGAUUUUUAUAUAUUUUUUAAAUACUUUAAGUACAUUGUCAGUAUUCCAUUAGUUUUAAGUUUAUAUUAAAUGAAAAUUACACUAUAUAAAGAUUUUCGUCUUGUAUUUAGUGCCUGGAUUCUAUUGUAACUGUGUUACCUAUAGAUUUUUUCAUUAUUCUUUAGUCUUGUUUUAUCUUUAUCAAGUGCCUGAUCAAAACUCAUCCGUCCAUUGUCUAGCUAUUACUGGUGGAAAUAUUUGCAGUAGCAACAUUACAGUUGCUUGUUGGUAAUAAAGCAUGUGGAGAGAGAUGUUUUAUUGAAGCAAUUUUGCACACCUAAUGAAGUGCUGCAUCACUGCUUUCUUUUUUUUCUACAUCUCUAUAUUUGUUAAAUUGUAUGGAGCCCUUGUGCUCUAUAUUAAAUUUUGAAUUUACAAAAUUUAUUGAUAUUUGUUGAAUUUGUAACCAAAUCUGAAAUAUGAAGCAUGAUACAUUGUGAUAUUGAUCAAAUUGUGAACCUUCAUAUUUUGGAAAUAAAACUUUUGAAUGAUACAUCACAAUGUUUACAAAGAGAUGUUAUAGAAAAAAAUAUAUUUUGACUGUUACAAAAAAAAUCAGCAAAAACAAAUGUUGGUUUCCAAUGAAUAACAGAGAUCUGGAAUGAACCAGAUGAGUGACUGUUGCUGACAGUUUUGUAUAUUUUACUAAGAGUGAAAAAUACAUAUCAAACUGUGUUUGCCAUUUACAAACAGAAUUUUCAAAGGUGCUAAGGUAAGCAACCAAUGCUUACAGUAGUAAAUACAAUAUGCCAAGAGCAAUCCUUUACCUCGCUUCUAGCUCUGUUUUUUUUUUUUUUUUUGGCCGAGAAAGAUAUUCUUUCUUUCAGCAAGAAAUUAUAUAAAAGCUGAGAUAUUACAUUACUUUGUAAUUCAACUAUCCUCAGAAAUUUACUACUGCCAGGUAAUGUGAUUUUUUCAAUAGCAGAUAAUUUUCAGCAUAAUACAACAAUGUAUCUUGUGUCUUACUCAAAGCAAGAAGUGUUAAUAAUAUAUCCUGUGAAACAUGAGCCUUAAACUUUAGUCUGUGGUGAAAAAUAAUGAUUGUAUAGUUUAUAUCUCAUUUGUAUGAGUAUGAGAAGAAUGUGUAUUUACUAUAGUGCAUGAUACACUGAAUAAUAGAUUCUUCUUGCAAUAUAAAUCAGGAGAAUGAAAUCAAAACAAAUUUUUUUUUAACGUUCUAAAACCUUGACAUAUUUUUAUGUUAAGAAGUGCCUUUUCUUUCUGCCUUUUGUGAAGUCUUUCAAGAAUUCUAUAAAAGAUUGUACAUUUGUAUGCAAAAGGUAUGAAAUGGUUAAGCUUCCUUUCAGAAUUUUUAAUAAAGCAUUGUAACAGUACAUUACCUGAUUUACUUUGUAUAUUAAAUGCUUCUCAGCAUUUGUAUGACAACAGAGUUAUAUUUGUAUUCAGGUCAAGUGCCAUCAGUCUUUUUAUACUGUUGAGUAUGCUCCCUUUGUUAGUAUUUUAAUAUUGCUAUGCUAACAAGGGGAAUGAGUAUUAAAGUUGCAAAAUUUGUAUAAAAAGCUGUUUGUUAAAUAACAUGCAUAUUUUUAUAUAGAGAAUCGGAUUAUUCUGUGAACUUGCUAAGAUCUUCAUUAUAGAUCCAAGCCUGUGAUAGUGCUUUUGUUUUUAUGUCAUUCAUGGUUUGCAUAUUUUUUAGACAUUAGAUGACACUUGCUUCACUUAUUGUGAAAGUUGUACUAACCCACUGAAUUCUCCAUGAAUUUAAAUAAUGAUAAUGACAGAAGUGCUUAGCUGUUAGGGAUCAUUCAGUGCUGCUCAUGAAUUUUAAGUAUGUUAACUUAAGGAUACUUAAAACCAAAAUGGGAGUAGAUUAGCUGUAAACAGUUCCUAGGGUCACUGCCCCUAUGGGCUAGUCUCAGACCAGGCCUCCUGGUUGACAACCUGAUCAGUCAGAUUGUUGGUGAUGGCCACAUGAAGUCCAGUAUAGAAACCACAGACCUGCUGGUCAGGAACUGACUUGAACUUAUCAGGCAACUGGAAUCUUUGGGAAAGAUUUUGCUUGCAUUAUCUGUUAGACAUGCAGCUUAAAAGCAUAUGUUACAUGAGAGAUGAUUUAAAUUAACUUGAGUUACAAUUUAAUGUAGGUAAAGAAGAUUUCUAAGCUAUAGUUAAGUGCUUACUUUAGCAUAACUAAUAUAGUGAUUACAUAUGUUCCCUAAUAAUGCCAUAAGCCUUCAUAAGUGUCAAGCUUUAAAAAGUACUUAAUACUUUAUCAAGGGAACAAGUGCCUACUGUAUAGCAAUGGCUUCAGAAUUAAAUGCUACUGAAGUCUUCAAAGUACCAUAGAAGGGACUGGUAUGGAUAUUGAGAGUAAGAGCUCAGUACGUAACAUAUCUGCAGUACAGGAAGUUCCUAACCUUGGUGCUAGCUCUGAUUGUUGCACCAUGUAUCAUGGAUAAGUUGUCUAAGAUUUCUAAUCCAGAUUCAUGAUUAUGUAUCCAUUAAUGGUUCUGGGAAUUGUCAAUUGUUUUUCAUUAUUUUUUUCAAUAAACUGCAAUUUAAUUUUGCAUACCAUUUUGCUGUUCGGAUCCUUGAUGCAUUGCAGUCAAGAAUUGCUAAAACACAUUCUUAAUUUUCUGUAAUUUACAUGGUAGACUAUACAAAUUAUUAAUUUUUCAAGAAAUUAAUACAAAAAAAUCAAUAAAUAUUGUAUUAUAAUAAAAGAAUUAUUGUUAGAAAUGUAUGUCACUUUAUAAAAUAUAAAUAAUUAUGAAAUAUACAAGAGUUUCUCACAAGUAGUGACAUUGUUGUGUGGUGUUAUGGUGACUGUUUACACUUAUUAACACCACAUAAAUCAAAUGGGGAGGAUGUGAAGUAAUGAAUUUUGUCCUUAAACUUACUGUAUAUAAUAAUAUUUUGCUAUAAUUUAACACAAAUUUAUAAACAAUCAUUACCAUACAUACACUGUUUUUUCCCAAAACACAUUUUGAAGUUUUUGCUCAGUUUUUACUGCAAAAUUUUGAACAGCUUAAUGAAGAUAUGCUUUAGAACAUUGUUUUGUUUAUAUACUUGCUCACCUUUCCUCACAUAUGUUCAUUUGUACUCUCAGCCCCAUCGCUUUCACUCGCCCUUUCACUUGGCAGUCCCUUCCCUCUAACUCGCCCGUCUUUUGCUUGUCUCCUUUCUCACUCGCCCUUUCUUUCUCAUGCUUGGAAUUCAAAGUAGAUUCUAGACAGUUCUCCAGUUAUUGGUUGUCAAAAGUAAUCUAUAAAGUUGGAGAGAGAGCUAGGGAUUUUCUGUGAGCUCCAGUCCCUUACUACUAUUUUUUUCCUCUGAAUUAGUGUUUUGAUGUUCAAGACUUCGCAGUUCACUGUGAUUGUAUGGAUUGUAACUUUUGUAAACAGCAAGAAUUUAUUGUAUUCUGGAACUUAACAGAUAAAAGUCAAUUCACCCAUAAUUCUUCAGAUGCAACAAAAGCAAUGGUGUUACACUUGAGACGUCAGAGAUUGGUAAACUCGCACUGCCUGGAAAAUUACUCUUCAGAUAUUGCAGGCAUUAAUAAUGGUUUAAUUCAUAUAUGUAACUGUACUUGUAACUGGAUUAGCUGAAUUGCACACUUAAUAAAACCACCAUGAUGUAUGUAAUAACAUUAUAAUAAACACUUAAAAAAAAUCAUAUAUCCCCUUCAAUAUAAAUAUUGCUCAGCAUAAUAACACACACUGUUAAACUGCACAAAUAAUUUGAGCAAUAGUUGAAUACAUGUUUAGCAAAAUUAUAUUAUGAGAAAUUUGAGUAGAUUGAGUGUUAAAUAUUUUAUAUAAAUGUUUGAUAAUGCCUUUUGUGGCUGCUGGGCAGACCACCAAACACUACCUGGUGUAGUGUGGCAAUGAAUUUUGGAUUUUUACUCUUAACACAAACUUAAAAUACUGUUUGUCAGUGUAGGUACUCAGGUACAAUAGUGUUAACUUUAAGUGUGACCAUAUCAGUGAUAAAAUGUUGCUCUAUUUUGUAGGAUUAAGGAUUACCUGUGUAGCAUUAACAGCUUUUGUCACAUUUUUAGUGUUUAGUCAAUAAAUGCUAUCAAGAGCUUAGGUAAUUCAGUGAGAACUGUAAAAGUAAAACUUUACAUUUUGAAUGUUAUCAGGGCUAAAAUAUUGAAAUAAAUCAUUCAUAGUGCACAUUCUUAAAUUUGCCAUUUAUGAUUAAUCAUGAAUAUUGGUGUAAAUAUUAAGACUGGAAGUACAGGAUGUGGUGCAUUAACCUGUAUGUAGUAAAUUGUAUUUUAAAAUCAAUAUGAAAUAUGUUUUCUACAGUAUAAUGUGCAGUAUGUUAAUAAACCAUACCACGGGUGGGGUUAAAACCCUCAAUCAGAGAGUCUCAAAACUCCAAACUGUCACAUAUAUUAAUGUUCUGCAUAUAUGUUUCUAAGAGAAUGAUAUAAAUAAUGUGGUCAUUUCUGAUAUUUGUUUCAUAAACUAAAAUUCUCUAGAGAAGCAGAUUAGUCACUAAUGACAUACAACAAACUAAAUACCUUGGACUGUUUAACUAUGAUAUGUAUUUGUGGCUUCAGUAUUUAUUUUCCCACAAAAAGUCCUUACACAUCUAAAUUGGAAGACUAAUUAUGUUGAUGAGAGUUUUAUUUUAACAUGCUAAACAAUUUUAUCUUUAAUAAAUUUAUUACAUAACCUUUGACACUGACUUCAAAAAUUUAGUACUGUGUUACUGUGCAUAUUUAAUGAGGUAUGUCUUAAUAAAUAGGAAUGCUGUAGUACCUCAGCAGUACCUGGCCAAGAGGCAAAUCAAGUUACUGGAAUGUACAUAAAUUAUAAAUGACACAACUAUAACUAUAAACCUCAAAAUUACCCUUUGUAUGUUACACUGUAUGUAUGGCUAUGUCAUUAUGUUGAGUCAUCAGUACAUGAUAUGUUGCAAAUUUUGACCUCCCUGCAAGUUGAUGCUUUGAUGCCAUUGAGGGGGCUGUAGAUCCAAGGGAAUAGGCUACUGUUCUCUUCCUCAAAUUAAACCUGAUUACUUCCCAUUCCCCAAGCACUGUUUGACCAUAUGGGUGUAACUGCUUCCCCAUGAAUAUAAUAAGUAAUGCAAGUGAUGGAGAAGUCAUCAAAAAGAGUGUGUUUACUCAUAUUUGCUAGUGUGGAGAACAACCACUUGGAUAUCCUGAUAACAUUGUACAAAUUAUGCAGGUUAACUAUGUAAGUGCACAGGGUGUAAUAACAUUUACAAACAGAUAUGUAAUUUUGUAAGCAAACAGAAGGCAGCUCUU
Messenger RNA from Cherax quadricarinatus, 6366 nucleotides. Its product is annotated as ras-related protein Rab-32B. The record is from RefSeq and is a predicted model, not a curated record. Gene Ontology annotation, biological process: endosome to lysosome transport; phagosome-lysosome fusion. Gene Ontology annotation, molecular function: GTP binding; GTPase activity. Gene Ontology annotation, cellular component: Golgi apparatus; phagocytic vesicle; trans-Golgi network. NCBI's taxonomy places the organism in Eukaryota, Metazoa, Arthropoda, Malacostraca, Decapoda, Parastacidae.